Molecule: messenger RNA, 1491 nt
Organism: Kwoniella shivajii
Lineage: Eukaryota; Fungi; Basidiomycota; Tremellomycetes; Tremellales; Cryptococcaceae
Exons: 11
Coding region: 1-1491 (496 amino acids)
Biological process (GO): transmembrane transport
Cellular component (GO): membrane
Molecular function (GO): transmembrane transporter activity
Source: RefSeq, a predicted model, not a curated record
AUGAAUGGCUACAAGACUGAUAACCACGACCGAAAGCUUGACGCUGAGCAGUAUAAUGCUCCUCUGGCAGAGCUGGAAUCCGGCAGUACCAAACGGACAUGGUCUCAGACGUUGUCUGUUUUAAUCUCUGGUGUAGCAUUGUUCUCGGACGGUUACAAUAUUCAAAUUACGGGCUACACCAACACUGUGAUGGCAAAGCUCUACCCCAAGGCGCUUACUACUACCAUGAAAGCCAGACUCAGCAACUCUAUCCUGAUUGGCGACAUCUUUGGGAUGCUGUUAUUUGGUCUCUGCGCCGAUCGUUUGGGGAGGCGCUGGGGGAUAGUCGGCUGCACCUUCUUCCUAGUAUUGGGUGUCACGUUGGCUACCGCUGCUCAUGGCACUACGCCCACUGGUAUGCUGUGGAUGAUUGUGGUAGCUCGAGGUGUCGCUGGACUCGGUGCCGGAGGAGAAUACGCCGUUUGUACCACUUCUGCUGUGGAGGCAGCCAAUGAGACGGCGGGCUUGAGACGACGACGAGGCUUUAUGGUUGCAAGUGCAACAAAUGUAGCUAUCAUAUCCGGUUUUGUAGGAUCAGCCAUCGUUUUCUUGAUCGUCCUCGCGGCCUUCCAUGGUAAGCCCCAUGAAGCUGUAUGGAGAAUCUGUUUUGGUAUCGGUAUCGUUCUGCCUUUGUCCAUUUUCUUUUUCCGAAUGCAAAUGAUCGAUUCGACCUUGUAUCAAAAACAUGGUAUCGCCAAGAAGCCAUUCCCAUACAAAUUAGCAUUCAAGCGAUACUGGAAGCCGCUCUUUGGGUGUUCGUUCGCUUGGUUCCUCUACGAUACUGUUAUCUAUCCCUUCAAUCUUUUGGCUCCGACUCUUGCCGCUGGCUUCGAUUCUAACGCUACACUUCUCCAGUCCAACGGUUGGGGUGCAUUAAUCAACUCUUUCGCGCUUCCUGGUUGCAUUUUCGGUAGUCUUUUGAUCGAUCGUCUGGGUCCCAGACAGACCUACGCAUUUGGCACGAUCAUGGUCGCGAUAUUUGGUUUUACCAUUGGUGGAGCGAUGGAGCCUCUGAAUACUGGCGGUACAGGAACAUUUGCAGCCUUUGUCGUCUUAUUUGGGUUGUUUCAGUCUUUCCUUUCUGUCGGCCCCGGAAACUGCAACUUCAUUGUGUCCAGCGAGAGUUUCCCUACGCCUAUCCGUGGCCAUUUCCUUGGACUCGCUGCUGCUAUAGGGAAAGCUGGUGCCGCUGUCGGUACACAAGUCUUCCCGCUGAUCCAAGCUCGGUAUCCAACAACCAUCAAAGGUCACCAGGCCAUGUUCUUUGUCGGAUCAGGAAUCUGCGUACUCUGUGCUAUAGUCGUCAUGACUCUCAUUCCCAAUCGAAGAGCUCAAUUGGAGGAUGAGGAUGUAGAAUUCAGGCAGUAUUUGGAAGCUAAUGGAUGGGAUACUUCCGACAUGGGCUCGACCAAAGUUCCGAUCCCUAUCAAUCAGGACGGCGAGGAGAAGUAG